CUUCGCCUUCCUGGCUCAGUCGCUCCCUCCCUGUGUUUCCGAACUUAUACUGGUGUGCGACCAUGGCCGAUCAGCCCAGCCAGCUCGCAGAAGCCCUCCAUGAGCUCCAUGAGCUUGUUACGUCCGUGCGAAAUGUCCGUGCAACACAGUUGGUGUCAUUCGUAACCGCGACGAUCGUCAUUUAUGAUUAUAUCGUAUGUAUGGAGCGGGAGAUAGAGCUGAUAUGGAAGAAGCGGUGGUCGGUGAUCAAACUGGCCUUUUUGUGGCAUCGAUAUUUUGGGGUGGCAUGCGUCCUCUUCCAAGUUUACGCAUUCAACUCGCCCAUUAUCAACGACGAAGUCUGCACGUUCUGGUUUUACUGGGAAACAUGGGGAUACUGCGGUAUACUUUUCACCUCUGAAGCCGUGCUCCUGUUGUGGAUCUACGUGGUCUACAAUAAAAACAAGUGGAUAUUAGCCCUAACGGGCAUCUGCUACAUCGCAGAAAUUACCAGUGUCGUGUCGAUCCUGACGAUAUCAUUCGAGCACUUUGAAGCCAGAGCCUUUCAUGCAAACCCCAAUGUCGACUUCUGUUUUCUACAUGUAGAAUCGCCAUUCCCACUCUUGUGGGUGCCCAUCCUCGCAUACGACUCCCUGCUGCUCCUCUUGUUCGUGUAUCGAGGAUGUGCAGGGAUGACGUCGACGCGUGGCUGGCGGUGGGCAUAUACGUACGACGGCCUGCUAGACAUGAUCUACAGGCACUCGCUAUUGAACUUCCUCGCCAUCUUUGCUUCGUACUUGGCAUGCGCACUCAUAUGGAUGACCUCCAGCGAUAUCGGGACCUACCAAGCCCCAGUCGCGUUCGCGCUCUCGCUCAGCAUCACGAACUGCACCCGCCUCCUCCUCAACAUCCGGCGCGCGUACUACUCCGGCGUCGGCGACCCCAUUCUCUUCAACAUCCGCGACCUCCCGGCGACAGGCGCGAACACCCCCGUCGCGAUCGACCUCCCGCUGCACGUGCCCGUGUCGCCCCUCGCAGAGUCCUCCGCCAUCUCCGCGUUCACGUCGCUGUCCGAGACGACGCUGCGCGAGGCGACCGUCACGCCCACGAGCACCCUGUGCGCGCCGAGCGCGAGUCCCCUGGGCAGCGAGCGCGUGCCGAGCGUGAGUCCUCUAGGCAGCGGGCGCGUGGCGCUCGGACGCCAGCGCGAGGCAGCGAACGGGCGGACCCUUGCGCCGACGCCUGUGUCUCUGUCGACGGCGACGUCUGCAGAGACGCUCCGCCCGCCGGCCGCGCCGCGGCAUGCGCACGAGUACCCGCGCGAGAGCACGCGGGUGGAGGUCUCGCAGGGGAACACACGGACAGUGUACGUCUCGGGGGAGGUGGACCUGGAUUGGUGGCACGUCGAGCUGCGGGAGAUGCGCGCGAGUCCGGAUGUCUCGUUUGGACAGGCCGUCUGAGCGCUCUGCGGUGGGGACGAUGACGUGGUUGCGGCUCUGCCUCUUCAUCUGACUGUGGGGAGCUUACCUAUGUAGGUUGUAUAUACUGUAUAUUUACUGCGUACGAUUGGUCGUGGAGUUGGCCACGGGUGGCCGUGUGCUGUAGCAUAUCUAUUCAUGAUGUUCG
This is a messenger RNA of Dichomitus squalens LYAD-421 SS1, 1605 nucleotides long. RefSeq lists its product as uncharacterized. The transcript has 12 exons. Bases 63 to 1439 code for a protein of 458 amino acids. The record is from RefSeq and is a predicted model, not a curated record. Lineage: Eukaryota; Fungi; Basidiomycota; Agaricomycetes; Polyporales; Polyporaceae.